GUACCGUCCGUUAUUGGACUUCAAAGCUUCAGCGUUAACCUCGACCAUCCAUACUGCGCUCAUCGGUGAGCGCGACGUGUACAUAUCUCGGAAUCACAUUUUGACCUGUUUCGCACCAGGUCCACACUCCGAGCUGGAGGCACUUCACAAUUUCUAUAAUGGACCAUGAUGAAAACGAACCGGUGCUCGACCUCUCAGAUGUCGUACACGAUGAGCCUUUGGGCUCUGAUGAUGAACAGAUCCAUAGUGGAGAUGAGGUCGACGUGCACGCCCCUUCCUCAUUCUCUGAUUCAUCACACCACGAACAUUCGCCACACAGUGGCGUGCCCCUUUCCCUCGACCCGUCAGUGUCUCCCGAGCACUUCUCAGUAGAAAUGCUGGAGCGCGAAAUCGCCAGUCUCCUUCACCAGAAUGCGACGGCUGCAUCUGCUGCACUCCUGAGUGCCGCCGCCCAGCAGCGCCAAGCACAAAACGAGCACGAGCGCGAUUCCCCCAUUCAGGAUUCCGCUCCAGAUGAUACACAGAAAGUCAGCGAUACUACAACUGCUGGUGAUACUAUUUCUAGUCUUGGUCUUAAUCUUCGCAGUAUCACAGCCAUGCUGCAAGCAGCACACGCGCAGGCUUCAUCCCACGAGCGCCGUGCUGAAUCAUUGAAGCUCCACGACGCGGAGCUUGAGCAUGGUCUGCGUACCACGCGCACUGCCCCCGCGUUCCAUUCUCUAACGGCUGGCGAUGCUGAUGACUAUAUUGUGGAUGGUCCUCGAGAAUUGGGGCCUCGGGACUUGGACCUCCUCUACCCCACUCAAGAGAUAAGGAAUGACGAACAUAAUGACGACCGAAAUGGGAAUGACGCUGUAUGUUCCCCACAACACAAACCUCGGACGGAUGUACCAGACGCCCACGAAGGCGUGCCUGGAGAAUUCAAUGAUAUCAGUGACAUAUUGAAUCAUCUUUCAUCACACUUUGAGACCGAAACAGAAACGGAUCCCACUCACGGACAUCUUCAGGCACCAUCGACCGAAAGUACUUCUCCCAUAUCUCGUUCUCGUACCACGCCUGCCCAGUCACCCGUGCGCUCUAGCCAGCAUCUACCCAGUCCAUCGCGCCCCACUCCACAACCCAUUGCUUCUACAUCGACAGUACCAAAGAAGUCUCCCGAAGGCAAGAAGUCAAAGAAGGGGAAGGAUAAAGAUAAGGAGCAAAAUGGCGAAAAGGAAAAGGCAAUAAAUAUACAUGCCUGUGAAGAACCACUAUGUCGCAAGACAUUCACCCGAAGGAGCGAUCUCGCGAGGCACAUGCGGAUCCAUACUGGCGAACGACCGUUUGUUUGUAACCAUGGCGGAUGUGGAAAGACAUUCAUUCAGCGAUCUGCAUUACACGUUCAUCAACGGGUACACACAGGCGAGAAACCGCAUUCUUGCGAAUAUCCAGGGUGUGGAAAGACUUUCGGGGAUUCGAGCAGUCUCGCACGGCACCGGCGAACACACACAGGAAAACGACCCUACAAGUGCGAAGAUCCAGAGUGCGAGAAAACGUUUACACGUCGCACGACGCUCACCCAGCAUAUGCGAACUCACGAUCCAACAUGGGAACCAGAUCCUAACAUAAAAUACAAUUUCAAAGCCAAGAAACAAAAGGUUUCUGAUACAACAGAAGAUCUCGAGCUAGAAGAAUCAGUGCGCACUAUUUCUGCGCUAUUCUCGCAGACUGGGGGCGUCGCAACCAGGCCCUUGGCGGCUAUUGCACCGGGUGAGCCACUUGAAGCCAGAGUGGCAAGUAUCAGUGCAGAGAUCGCUGCUGCAAUUGCCCAGGCAUCUUCACGAGCGCUGGACGAGGACGAAGAUGAAAUGGAGGAAGAAGAGGGGGUUGACGAUGAUGAUGGAUGGUGCUCUGGGCAUGAGAUUGGGAGACCUGAGAGCAUAGUGCCCAAUACGAGCGGGAUCAGAGGCAGUGGUAGUGAUGACAAUGGUGGGAAGGGUAUUGCAGGCGUGGAAGACAACGAUGAGGACAGUGACACUUUUCCUAUCCCACUACGGACACGCAAGGGUAAGGAACCGGUUUCUUUGGUAGGAAUCAAGAGGAAACGAUGAUCAAGCUCCUGUCGGC
Suillus subaureus is the source of this 2106-nucleotide messenger RNA. RefSeq lists its product as uncharacterized. Gene Ontology annotation, cellular component: PcG protein complex; transcription regulator complex. The record is from RefSeq and is a predicted model, not a curated record. Bases 159 to 2090 code for a protein of 643 amino acids. Gene Ontology annotation, biological process: regulation of transcription by RNA polymerase II. Lineage: Eukaryota; Fungi; Basidiomycota; Agaricomycetes; Boletales; Suillaceae. The transcript is spliced from 4 exons. Gene Ontology annotation, molecular function: DNA-binding transcription factor activity, RNA polymerase II-specific; RNA polymerase II cis-regulatory region sequence-specific DNA binding.